AUGACCAGAUUAAGACGAUUUCAGAAAAAUGUUGUAAAUGAUCUACAGAAGACGGGAAAAAGAAAGAAAAAAGGAAAGCAGACCACAGAUAAAAUGAAAAUGAUAAAAUGCUUUUUAAGAGGCAUUUCUGCAGCUGGUAUCAAACACGUCGUAUCAGAAAAAAACUCUAAGAAACGUAUUUUUUGGAUGCUAUCAGUUACCCUCAUUGGAAUAUGUAUGAUUCUCAUGUCCUAUAGAGUACUUCUUGAAUACUUUAAUUAUCCCAAAGCACUGCAAACAACGACAGUAUAUUUAAAGGAAUUGGAAUUUCCUGCUGUGACUAUUUGCAGCCGCUAUUUAGUACCGCGUAUCAAUGCAAAAGAAGCGAAGUUGGAACAUCUGGAAGAACUGACUGAACUCCUCGAGUCUGAUGACAUGCCUGUAAAAGAAGUAUCAUCAAGGUUGAGAUAUGGUUGUGCUAGAGAUCCUUUGUGUAGAUGGAACAGGAUUUUCGAGGAAUGUCAAUGCAUAAAGAAUCCUUGUUUAUCACCACUUUGCAUUUCGUACAAUAGAACGGUUUGUAGCUGUUCAGAAUAUCUCUGCUUAUGGAAUCAGACCAAAGUACCAGGAGGUUGUCGAAACUUCAGAAAUGAUACCCAUAAUCUAUGCUUAUGCAAUCGUAGUUUAAAAUAUUCUUAUUUUAACGGAUAUUCCAAUUCAAGGGAAUACAACGAAUCUCAUUUCACGAACAGUUCCCAGAAGCUACUUGAGUUAAUGAGAAUCUUGAAAAAUUCCAAAUCAAGUGAUUUAUCAGAUCAGCAGUUCAAUAUUGUUCCAGAACCCAAGAUUCUUGACGACUAUGGAAUUUCUUAUGAUACUAUAAUCCUGUCGUGCAGGUUCGCUGGGAGAAGAUGCAAUAUACAGAGAGAUAUAACAACAAUAUAUAGUCCAACAUUUGGGAAAUGCUACAUGUUUAACUACUACCCACCUACCGACAAUGAGAAAGAUGGCAAACCUAAAAUAGUUAAGCAAACUGGAAGGUUACCUGGUCUCCUCCUUUAUUUGCAAUCGGAAAAGAAAAAUACCUUCCCGCUUCUUAUGAGACAAACAGGAGCACGGAUUGUAAUUCACGACCCUAGAAGUUUGCCAUUCACAAGAUCCAGUGGUUUCGAUAUACGACAUGGAGCAAUAAGCUCAAUGAGUGUGAAACUAACACAUGUUAAAAGACUUAGUCACCCUUGGGGUAAAUGUGCAAAAGAUGGAGACAAUACUACUUCCAACUACUUGAUUGUACCUUAUAACCAAAUUGCAUGUGAGCGUACCUGUUUGAAUAAUUUCGUAUUCAAACGAUGCAAAUGUUAUCAUCGAUACUUUCUUUCUGCAACAGUCGAACCUGUGGGUACUAAGUUAUGCAGAUCACGCCAAGAUAAAUGUUUUGCAGAUGUUAUGAGAGAAAUAAAUUCAAAUGAAGUACAAUGUAACUGCCCACCAGCAUGCCGUGAAAAAGCAUACAAAGUGCGGAUUUCUGCUUGUAAUCUUAAUAAAGAAUUUUUUCGAGUACUAAAGAAAGCGAGGUCUCUAAAAAUCGUGAAUGGAACUCCGUCAGUUGUAAAUCCAAAUUUUAGAAUCGAUAUGCUGGGAAUUGAAGUCUUUUACAAUUCACUGAGCAUUACGAACAGAACAGAAACAUCUAUAUAUAGCUGGGAGUUUUUAAUUGCUAAUAUUGGUGGCAACAUGGGUCUUUUCCUUGGUUUAUCUUUAGUAACAUUUGUGGAAAUUGCUGAAUUCCUCUUUGAUUUUCUUCUGGCGAACAUCAGAAAAAUAUAUAAGAGCAGACGGGUGAAGACUAUGACUUCAUGACUACUUGAUGAGUAUGUCUUAAAAGACGAUACCACGUCGAAAUUCCUCUAAGAAUGCUACUUAUUUCGAGGAAAG
This is a messenger RNA of Parasteatoda tepidariorum (common house spider), 1914 nucleotides long. RefSeq names its product epithelial sodium channel subunit beta-like. NCBI's taxonomy places the organism in Eukaryota, Metazoa, Arthropoda, Arachnida, Araneae, Theridiidae. Gene Ontology annotation, cellular component: plasma membrane. Gene Ontology annotation, molecular function: ligand-gated sodium channel activity. Gene Ontology annotation, biological process: sodium ion transmembrane transport. The record is from RefSeq and is a predicted model, not a curated record.